AUGCUCUUCGACGACAACAUCGAGGUCUUCCAAGGCGUUUGGACAGACUGGGAAAAUGGAGGUGCUAAGAUUUUAACCGCGUCACCACGGAACUCACAGCUUCUCGCGUCUUUUCUUUCACUCUUCAUUACAUUUACUGGCACACGUCUGUGGCAUCUCGUGGCUUUUUGCUUGCAUCAGUUCAGAGAUGAUAACGGCUCAAAGGACGGGCUUCAUCAUCAGCGACAGGUCAUCCUACGGAACAGCGCCAACGCGACCGGCACAGUAUGGCCACUAAUUCAACAGGCUUGGGCUUGGCGCGGCCUGGCGCGGAAGAAUUUGCAGCGUUCUUUGGCGUGGAUAUUUCUGGUAUUGGGAUACGCUAUCAGCUCAGGCGUCAUUGCAGUCUUCACCGCAUCCGAGAUUGCCUUGAACGGCGAGACGAGGCGACUUAUCCGACCGCCCUCUGAUCAUGGAGCCUUCGAUAGCAGUAACUGCGGUUUUCUCACCACGAGAGACGGCUACACCAACGAUGAAGAUGCACUGAUUGUAAAACUCUACGAUAUCAACCAGGCUGCCACGUAUGCCCGCGAGUGUUAUAAUGGCACCAGUCGUGGAAUUGAGGUCAAUUGCAAGCUCUUUACGCAACCAUCGAUUCCUUGGAAGAGCAGGACAAAUGCGCCCUGCCCCUUCGAUGCCGAGGUUUGUAGGCCAAAUGUCUCUGCCUUCGAAGCGGAUACGGGCUUGAUCAAUGCGAGGUCAUAUUUCGGAAUCAAUGGUCCCGAUUCGGAUAUUCUUCAAUAUCGCAAGCUGGUCACUUGCACUCCCUUGGCCGUCGACGAUCGCUAUGUCACCACCAUUCGUGGUCCCUCACCAACCUGCGUUUUGGGCAAGCCUCUGUCAAGUUAUAAGCACACUGACCUUAGAAGUUCGGACACUCUAUUUUCGUAUCACUACGGGCGGUACGGGCCGGAAAUGGAAGCAGAAAACAAUGUGACAGCUCAGCAAAUCAGGAGAGAUUUUAACUUGGGUUUCAACAAAACAACUGUUCCAGCUGUUCGAAUGAUGGGAGAUGGAGUACCCUAUCACGUUGAGACGAGAUACUCCAUUGCAAGCCGGGGUUCGGAUCGGGGUUGGAACCCAAUCAAGGAGCUCAGCAGAACAGACGCAGACCUGUCUCUGAUCCUCAUCGCUCCAAAUGACAUGCACUCAUUCGAUGACAUUGACGACCCAGUAUUCGCAGCUCAUGCCAGAGGGUCAAUCUGGCCGGUAGGCUCCGGAAGGACGCGCUUUGAUAACCCAUUGAGCCCGAUCGGCUGUACCACGCAGUUUCAAAUGUGCAACCCUGUGAACACACGCUGCACCAACUUGUCCUCCAUCAUCGAUCUAUUUCCAAUCCAUCCUGAAAGUCCCAUAGACUACGACCUCGAUGUGCCGGCUGAGUGGGCCAUCGCUCUUGACCUGAAUAAACGCCAACGCAGUGUUGCCAUGCGGCUAUUCCGCGCCUCGUCCAUCUUGGACGACGCGGUCCAAGGACGCGGUCAGAUGGCUCUCCUGGCGAGCCAGUUUGCCUUUGGAACGUACCAGACUCCGCUUUCGAAGAAUCACUGGCACAAUGAAGUUUCGUCCUGGUUUAAUGUGACCCUGGCGUUGGAACAGCUCCGCAUGCAAGAGUUUGCAAUCCCGCGUCGAGAGCGUUACAUGACGGCGGCGCAUAAGCAAAUGCGAGAGCUACCGCCUGGAACCGCGUGGAUGUGUAAGACGCAGAUGACGUCUAUAUCUAACGGGACUGUCAAUUUUCGUCACCGUGGGCUGCUGGCGGUGCUGGUUGUUGGUUCAGUUAUUAUUCUAGUGAGCUUUGUUCAUGAGGAUACAGUCUGGUGGGUACGACGACGUCUCCAGCUCGGUACGAACCACCUUCAUUCGCGCCAUCUAUGGAUUCACGAUGGAUUACUUCAGCUUCAGCGGAUGGCUUUACAGAGGUCUUUAAAUGGCAGCUGGUCGUCUAAGGAGGAGUAUGUGCCUGUAACUGCGAAGGGCGAGCUUUUCCAUCGGUAUGGCGAUAGCGACUUGGAGACACCUCUUAUUACGACACAGGCAGAUAAUGCAUAA
Messenger RNA from Ilyonectria robusta, 2091 nucleotides. RefSeq lists its product as uncharacterized. Bases 1 to 2091 code for a protein of 696 amino acids. The record is from RefSeq and is a predicted model, not a curated record. NCBI's taxonomy places the organism in Eukaryota, Fungi, Ascomycota, Sordariomycetes, Hypocreales, Nectriaceae. The transcript is spliced from 2 exons.